This is a messenger RNA of Sus scrofa (pig), 1158 nucleotides long. It is a transcript of the gene C1QC, whose product is annotated as complement C1q C chain. NCBI's taxonomy places the organism in Eukaryota, Metazoa, Chordata, Mammalia, Artiodactyla, Suidae. Gene Ontology annotation, molecular function: protein binding. The record is from RefSeq and is marked validated.
CGCCCAGUCUGUUCCGGGCCCUCCUUGCUGCAUCCACUCCGACUCGGUGUCCUCCUGCCUUGGAGAAGAAAAGCAGACCUGAGGACAUCCUGUGACCAGACCAGAAACCUCCCACCUGUCCAGCUCCUUCCCCAGAUGGACAUGGGGUCCAGCUCCUGGCCCCUUCUGGUACUAAACCUACUGCUGCUUCUACUGGCACUGCCACUUGAAGGCCAGGACAACUUAAGAUGCCAUGGGAUCCCUGGGAUACCGGGCCUGCCUGGGGCCCCCGGGAAGGAUGGGCAUGAUGGACUGCCAGGGCCCAAGGGUGAGCCAGGAAUCCCAGCUAUCCCUGGGACACGUGGACCCAAGGGUGAGAAGGGAGAUCCCGGCAAACCUGGCCUUCCUGGAAAAAAUGGUCCCAUGGGAACCCCUGGGAUUCCAGGGACUCCCGGAGUCAUGGGACCCCGUGGGGAGCCGGGUGAGGAGGGAAGAUAUAAGCAGAAGCACCAGUCAGUGUUCUCCGUCACACGGCAGACGGCCCAGUACCCAGCGGCCAACAGCUUGGUCAAGUUCAACAACGUCAUCACCAACCCGCAGGGGGAUUAUGACAUCAACACUGGCAAGUUCACCUGCAAAGUCCCCGGCCUCUACUACUUUGUCUACUACACAUCACACACGGCCAACCUGUGUAUGCUGCUCUACCGCAACGGCUUCAAGGUGAUCACCUUCUGUGACCACAUGUCUAAUAGCAAGCAGGUCAGCUCGGGCGGUGUGCUGUUGCGGCUGCAGGAGGGCGAGCAGGUGUGGCUGGGAGUCAACGACUACAAUGGCCUGGUGGGCAUGGAGGGCUCCGACAGCAUCUUCUCCGGCUUCUUGCUCUUCCCUAACUAGGGCGGGCAGGCCUGCUCCCACCCUGGGGCCACCCCACCUCCCUCAGCUUUCCCGCAAGAGCCUGCUGUGCCACAUCCUUGCUCAGGCCAUUCUCGCCACUGGAUGGACUCCUCCUCCAGGAAGCCCACCCUGCCAUCCUACCCCAUGAGUUCUCGCCCUCCUCUGAACUCCUUCAGUAGUCACUGCUUUGAUACUUAACCGACACUUUCUGGUACUGUCAUUAGUUUCUUUCCAAGUCUUGGAAGAGGCAGGGAGAUUCAUAAAUAAAUCAGUCAACAAAUAACA